Eupeodes corollae is the source of this 4499-nucleotide messenger RNA. RefSeq names its product attractin (gene dsd). Lineage: Eukaryota; Metazoa; Arthropoda; Insecta; Diptera; Syrphidae. The coding region runs from base 486 to 4322 and encodes 1278 amino acids. The record is from RefSeq and is a predicted model, not a curated record. Gene Ontology annotation, molecular function: protein binding. Gene Ontology annotation, cellular component: Golgi apparatus. The transcript is spliced from 8 exons.
AGCUAGUGUUUGUGUUGUGUGUCAAACUAUUUGCUGGCCCAGCUGUAAGACGAAAAAUAACUUUAGUCCUCAAAAGAAAAUGAUAAAACUUAUUCGAUUGCACUUCCAAUUUCAUUCCUCGGCAUAAAUCUAAACCAAUAAUCAUUUAAUCUGAUGACAUAAAUAAUUUGCAUUUGAAAAAAAACCAGACUUCGUACGUCACCAUUGGACAUUCACCAAGAUGUUCUCUUGAAACAGCUUCACUUUGCGUUCGCGUCCGCACCCAGUAAACAAUUAUAAAUAAUAAUAUAAAAAAUGUGAUAAACUAUAAAGAAAAAUUCAAAACGAAAACAAAAAUAGAAAAAUCCAAAUCCUCAAGCCCUCAAAAUCCCGCAGUGAAUAACAAAAGAAAUUUAAUCAAAAGAAUUUGCAAUUGCAAUUGGCUGCAUCACCAACGCCGUGACAGCGACAGCAGAAGCAGCAGCAUCGCAGCAGUGCUAAACGGAAUGAUAUUCCAUUCGAAAACGAUGUGCUGUGAAUACUCCUCUACGGGAACAUUUAACGUGAAAUAUCGGCGAAAAGUCUUUAUGAUCACUUUCAUCCAAAUGUUGGCAAUCUGGAUGUCGGUUUUGCACACAAUUGACGCCUUUAAUUGCACCACGGACGAGAGCUGCAAGAAUGGGGGCAUUUGCAGGAACAAUGCCUGCAUUUGUCCCGACGGAUGGCAGGGAUCCGACUGUCAGUUUUGCGGUGGAAAAGUGAGACUAACCGAACCCGAAGGUGUUAUACACGAUGGAUUUGGCAACUAUUCGGUAAGCGUCAAAUGCAGUUGGCUUAUAGAUGCGCGUCACACCAACUGGAGUAAUCGCUACCCUGGAGGUAAUAAGAGACCCGCUAAAAUUCGCUUGCAUUUGGAGGACUUUGCGACAGAAUGUGGAUGGGAUCAUUUGUAUAUUUACGACGGGGACAGUGUAGAAUCUCCAUUGUUAGCUGUUUACAGUGGACUAAUGUAUAGGAAGAAUUUUUCAAUAAGAAAAGUCCCGGAGAUAGUAGCUCAAUCGGGAUCAGCGUUAUUGCAUUUUUUCAGUGAUGACGCUUACAAUAUGUCAGGUUUUAAUAUCUCAUACAAAGUCAACGGUUGUCCUACAAACAAUUCAAGCUUGGACUGUUCCGGACACGGUAAAUGUCGAUCAACAGAUGCUACGUGCAUCUGCGAUGCUCUUUACACGGGUGAAGCAUGCAACAUUCACACGUGUGCAAAUGGGUGCUCCUUUCACUUGAAACAAGGAGAAUGCAAAAAAUCCGAGGGGCGUUGUGAGUGUUAUUCCGGAUUUACGGGAUAUGACUGCAGUCAGAUUAGUGACCUUGGAGUUUGGACUACUGUGUCCGCUCAGUACUCACCACCACCACCAGGAAGUGCAUCCCACGGAGCAGCAGUGUGGCGUGAUACUUUGCAUAUAAUCGGAGGUGAAAGCUAUGAUCGCGGAGAGCUUUUGAAUAUGUACGAUUUUAAUGGAAACGUUUGGGAAGCGGUGCAUAUUGAAGGAGGCAGCAGUGUGCCUGAAAUUCGUUAUGGAGUCUCGACUGUCAUGUACGGUGACAAGAUCUUCAUGUAUGGUGGUGUUAUUCGUCAUAAGGGGAUAUGUGGGGAACUUUGGGCGUUCGAUGUAAGCGCAAAAACGUGGGAGAAUAUAACAGUUAAGGCGGAACCCUGCAACGAGACAAGUUUUACAAUGUGCGGACCACUAAGGGUGGUUGGUCAUACGGCAACACUUGUGCCCGGGUUCGGUGACAAGAGUACCUACCAGUAUAUGGUAGUUAUCUUUGGGCAUUCGCCUCAGUACGGCUAUCUGAACACGGUUCAGGAGUAUAAUUUUGGUUCACGCGAAUGGCGAAUCGUCGAAACUAAUGGAUACGUGGUAAAAGGGGGUUAUGGCCACAGUGCAGCUUACGACUUAUUGACAGAAAAAAUAUAUGUCUAUGGUGGAAUUGUGUCAGAGAGUGAAAACAGUCAGGUACUGAGCAGCAAGCUGUACGCCUAUGAGCCCUCGACUCGAACAUGGACUCUCCUAACAUCAGCUCAAAGUGCGAGACUCCUCCAUACCGCAGACUUUGUGACCCCCGGCCUGAUGUUGGUCUUUGGAGGUAACACCCACAACGACACCUCACAAAGUUACGGCGCAAAGUGCUAUAGCAAAGAUCUAAUGGUGUACGAUGUUUUCUGUGAUUCAUGGCAUUACCAAGAAAUACCAGCAGAUCUGGUUUCAGAUCUGGCACGCUUCGGCCAUAGUUCAGUAGUGUUUGAAGAUUCUUUAUAUAUUUACGGUGGAUUUGAUGGCCAGUUACUAUCAGACAUGCUGAAGUUUACACCCGGAAAAUGUAGUUACUUUAAAAAGCAAGAGAAGUGCUUAAACUCGCGACCAGGAGUCAAAUGCAUCUGGGAUGUCCAGAAUUCUCGCUGCAUUUCAAUUGAUAAGGUUCAAAAAGCAUCAAUUUUUGGCCGAGAGCAAUAUGACUAUAUUCCUUGUCCAGAAAAGAGUCGUCUAACGAUGACCUCUGAGCUAUUACAAGAUGUAAGUCGGUGCCUAGAACUGAACAAUUGUGAAUCGUGCCUUUCCAACAGUUUCGGAUGCAUUUACUGUGGAAACGGUUCAUGUUCAAAGGACAAGUGUCGUGACGUCUUUUACGACGGCAGAUCGGUGGCGAUCAAGCGGCUCGACCAGUGUCCUAAAGAGAUUGGAACACAAUGUGAACAUUUACAUUGUUGUUACGCAUGUUCGGCAAAUCCAAAUUGCAUUUGGGAAGUGGAACAUAAUCGAUGUCGUCCAUUUAUAGGCAAUCGUACGAUAGAUCUAGCGGAAAUUCCGUGCCCACCACCAUGUGCAAACUUAACCACUUGCGGCAACUGCACUGACGAAGAAUGUAUUUGGUGCCAAAACGAACAAAGAUGUGUCGACAGGAAUGCCUAUACUGCCAGUUUUCCAUAUGGUCAAUGUAGGGAAUGGACGACACACCCGUCCAAAUGCCGCCCUGAAGUUUCAGGCUCACAAUGUGGGUUUUAUAAGACUUGCAACCAGUGCCGUGAUGAUCCGGCAUGUGGUUGGUGUGACGAUGGCUCUAACACUGGGUUGGGAGAGUGCCUUCCAGGAGGAGCGAGUGGUCCACAAGACAUGAUGGAAUGUUUAGCCACGCAGUGGUACUUCACGUCCUGUCCCGAUUGUCAGUGCAAUGGACACAGUGUCUGUUUGGACAAAUAUACGUGUGAUCAGCCCUGCUCGAAUCUUACAACCGGGCGCAAUUGCGAGAAAUGCAAGUCCGGUUUCUGGGGCAACCCAGUCAAUGGUGGAGCAUGUCAGAAAUGCGAAUGCAACAACCAGGGAAGCCUUUGUAACUCCGACUCCGGAAAAUGUUUCUGCCAAACAAAAGGAAUUGUUGGUGAUCACUGCGAAAAAUGUGACAGCCAGAAUCACUAUCACGGUGAUCCACUUAAAUCAUCCUGCUACUACGACCUAACCAUUGACUACCAGUUUACAUUUAAUUUGUCCAAAAAGGAAGAUCGCCACUUCACACAGAUCAACUUCCGCAACUCACCCGGCAAACCAGACAUAGACGCUGAUUUUACUAUAACAUGCAGUGUGCCUGCCAAAAUGAAUAUUACAGUCCGAAAGGCGGGAUCUAAUGAAAAUUUGGUGUUUAGUGGAAUAAACUGUACCACAUUCCGGCAUCGCUUCCCGAAGACGGAAUAUCAUUUCGGUGCUAACAGCGAAGACAAUACAACACUCACGACGUUCUACGUUUACGUGUACGACUUUCAACCACCGAUUUGGAUUCAAAUCGCUUUCUCUCAAUACCCGAAGUUGAAUCUGCAACAGUUUUUCAUAACGUUUUCGACUUGUUUCCUAUUGCUGCUCUUAAUGGCGGCGAUAUUGUGGAAAAUAAAACAGAAAUACGACAUGUUCCGAAGGCGACAACGGUUGUUUGUUGAAAUGGAACAGAUGGCAUCAAGGCCAUUCUCUCAGGUCUUGGUUGAAAUCGAGAAUAGGGAGCACAUAGAUUUGACGCAGACAAUUGAAAGCAUAUCCACUGCUUCUAGAAAACGUAAAAAGGAUUGUCCAAGUCCCAUAGCUCUUGAACCUUGUGAUGGUAACCGAGCUGCAGUUUUAUCUCUUCUAGUCCGACUACCAACAGGUGGCCUACAGCAUGCUCCACCUGGUCAAGCGGCUGGUUUAGCUGUAGCAAGUGCAUUAGUAACUCUUGGUAAUCCCAGGAGGCCAUCCCUAGAACAUCAAAAAGAACCGAAGACAAAGCGAAAACAAAGCCAGCAUCCAGAUAGUUGUACAUAAUAAUUUGUAAAUAAAUUGUAAUUAUUUACAAAUCUUAAAACACUGUUUAAACAUAAAACGACAUUAUUAUUAAAUAUUUAACAAUACAGGAUUAAAAGCAAAUAUAAUUAUAAGAUAAUUCACUUAUUAAAAUUAAUAAAACAAAAGACAAAUAAAAAAAUUAUGAAAAAUCGAUAA